Cherax quadricarinatus is the source of this 3140-nucleotide messenger RNA. Its product is annotated as zinc finger protein 84-like. The record is from RefSeq and is a predicted model, not a curated record. Gene Ontology annotation, biological process: regulation of gene expression. Lineage: Eukaryota; Metazoa; Arthropoda; Malacostraca; Decapoda; Parastacidae. Gene Ontology annotation, cellular component: nucleus.
GCUCAAGCUGUCAGUGGCCCUGAUAAACCCAACAACAACAACAACAACAACCCAACAAUAAACAGUAUUUAUUGUGUCUAACAGAAGUAUUUUGUGGAAGACUACCAGGCUGAGUCUUGCCAGACACUAUAUCUUCAGUACUUCAAGAAGCACCAGUGUAAGUGUCUUGAACGACAAGUGAUAUUGCAGAAGUAUUUUGUGGAAGACUGCCAGGUUGUGUCUUGCUAGACACUAUAUCUUCAGCACUUCAAGGAAGGCAACACCUGCUAUUCUUGUGAAUUUUUAACUAGCUAAGUAUUAUUAAUUAAGCAAUUUUGCUUUUACUAUUGGGAAUUUUAUCUAAAGCUGCAUGGCAGUUAAUAGAAAAAUGCACGUUAGUAAUACAGUAGACCCCUGGUUUUCGUAAUUAAUCAGUUCUACAAGGUUGGCCGAAAUCCGAAAUGGCCGAAAACCGAAGUAAUAUUUCCCUAAAGAAAUAAUGUAAGUUCAAUUAUCCAUUCCAGACACCCAAAAAUAUUAACAAGAAAUACAUUUUAUAGAGAAUAGCUAUAGUUUUACAAACAGAAAACAAUGAGAAAUAGAUAUAAAUGACUGAUUUUAAUGAUAAAUGAACAUUACAUACCUUUAUUGAAGACUCUUAUUGGCGUAUUGAAGAAGGCGAGGAGGGGAGGUAGGAGGAAAGAUCAUUGGUUGGAAGGGAAUCCCCCUCCAUAAGGACUUCAUGUAUCAAAGCCCUCUCUGGGGUUAUUUCCCUUCUUAGUCUUUUACUGCCACUAGGACCAGCUCUUCAGUGGUUAAGUCUUCCCUGUGGUUGUCCACCAACUCUUCCACAUCCUGGCCACUCGCAUCCAACCCCUUACCUACCGGCUACAUACGCUGUGGCCCACAGCCAUAUUAUUACCAUCGACAUACCAUGUUUAUUGAGUUUAAUCAUUUCUAGCAGCUACCUUUAGAUGCCAUCAUAAACAAAGGAAAAAGUAAUGAAUAAUUCAUGCUGAGAAUUGUAAACAAAAGCUUUAUGUAUUAAGGGUGGUUACUGGGCCAACGCAGAGUCACGCACAUUUUCUCUGAAGCUGGACCAGAGAAAACGUGAUGUUUUCCUUCCACCGACUACCACCCUUUGAUAGCAUAUAAACAUUGCAUGUUUAUAUGCUAUGUAACGUGUUAUAUAAUUUUGAAGAAAAUAUCAUCGAUGGAUUAAUGAAAAUGUCUAUAUUAACAUAAAAUAAGACAUUUAAUGUGCCCAAGAGUGAGUCACAAAUUUAUGAGCAGUCCAGGUGCACAUGUCUGGUACCAACGAUUUCUGAGUGGAUGUAUGAAACCCAGGGGAAAUUUUGCCAAGAAAAGUUCUCGAAAUCUGAAUUAUACAAUUUUCGCACCGGCCGAAAACUGGGAGUCCACUGUACUGUAAUGAAUGAUUUUCAGAAAAAUCUGUUUAAAAACACUAGAAAAUAAUAAUAAAAAUGUUGAAUGUAUCUGCAGUGUUUUAGUAUAUAUACAGUAUUACUCUUUUAACACACAAAACAAAAAUUAUGAUUGUCUUGUGACACACAAUAUAAGCUUUAUUAGUGCUUAUAAGUAGGAAAAGUUUUGCCUAAAUAAAUCUUAUCAUGGGAAUAUGUUCAUAAGGAAAGCUGUAUGUUCAGUGUAAAAAAUAGUUUUAAAAAAUCUUUAAAUAGACACAUGAGUACAUUAGGAAUAUUAACUAUACCACUGUUGAAUGACUAAAAUAUUUUAAAUGAAAUAUCAUCAUUUGAAAAAUAUGGAAAAACAUAAAGAACAUCAACCAUAUCACUGUUCAGAGUGUCUUAAAUGUUUCAGUGUAAAAGGCAAUCUUGUGACACAUAUGAGAGUACAUACAGGAGAUAAACCAUAUCAAUGUUCAGAGUGUCUGCAAUGUUUUAGUGUAAAAGGCAGUCUUGUGAGACAUACGAGAGUACAUACAGGAGAUAAACCACAUCAGUGUUCAGAGUGUCGGCAAUGUUUUAGUGUAAAAGGCAGUCUUGUGAGACAUAUGAGAGUACAUACAGGAGAUAAACCAUAUCAAUGUUCAGAGUGUCUGAAAUGUUUUAGUGUAAAAGGCCAUCUUGUGAAGCAUAUGAGAGUACAUACAGGAGAUAAACCUUAUCAGUGUUCAGAGUGUCUGAAAUGUUUUAGUGAAAAAGGCAGUCUUUUGACACAUAUGAGAGUACAUACAGGAGAUAAACCAUAUCAAUGUUCAGAGUGUCUGAAACGUUUUCGUGUAAAAGGCCAUCUUGUGAAGCAUAUGAAAGUACAUACAGGAGAUAAACCUUAUCAAUGUUCGGAGUGUCUGAAAUGUUUUAGUGAAAAAGGCAGUCUUGUGACACAUAUGAGAGUACAUACAGGAGAUAAACCAUAUGAAUGUUCAGAGUGUCUGAAAUGUUUUACUGUCAAAGGCAGUCUUGUGUCACAUAUGAGAGCACAUACAGGAGAUAAACCAUAUGAAUGUUCAGAGUGUCUGAAAUGUUUUAGUGUCAAAGGCAGUCUUGUGUCACAUAUGAGAGUACAUACAGGAGAUAAACCAUAUCAAUGUUCAGAGUGUCUGAAAUGUUUUAGUGAAAAAGGCAGUCUUGUGAGACAUAAGAGAGUACAUACAGGAGAUAAACCAUAUCAGUGUUCAGAGUGUUUGAAAUGUUUUAGUGUAAAAGGUCAUCUUGUGAGACAUAUGAGAGUGCAUACAGGAGAUAAACCAUAUAAAUGUUCAGAGUGUCUGAAAUGUUUUAGUGUAAAAGACCAUCUUAUGACACAUAUGAGAGUACAUACAGGAGAUAAACCAUAUCACUGUUCAGAGUGUCUGAAAUGUUUUAGUGUGAAAGGCCUUCUUGUGAAACAUAUGAGAGUACAUACAGGAGAUAAACCAUAUCAGUGUUCAGAGUGUCUGAAAUGUUUUAGUGUAAAAGACCAUCUUAUGACACAUAUGAGAGUACAUACAGGAGAUAAACCAUAUCAAUGUUCAGAGUGUCUGAAAUGUUUCAGUGAAAAAGGCAGUCUUGUGAGACAUAUGAGAGUACAUACAGGAGAUAAACCAUAUCAGUGUUCGCAGUGUCUGAAAUGUUUUAGUGUAAAAGGCAAUCUUGUGAAACAUAUGCGAGUACAUACAGGAGGUAAAACAUGUUAGU